GCGGACGGUGACUUACUAGAUGCGCAUGCAGCACUCGAUCGGGCACAAUCUUUCAUGAGUGGGAGUGGUAGUGAUGCCGAAGCUGAUGAGGACGAAGUGCAGAAAUGGCAGAAGGCCAUUGAUGACAUCGAGGCGCGUCGUGAGAUGACCAAGGUUGCAUGGACGUCUGGGCGGUUCUGCCAUAGAGUAAGGGUGAUGGUGAAGCCAGAAGUCAAGUUCCCUGAAAAGAGCACCUUCCGCGAGUUCGACGAGAACGGGGAGUUAGUAAGAUUUCAAUAUGAGAAAUGGAUUGGGCAUCUGUUUCUAUAUAUCACACAGGACAUGGGGUCGCGGUGUAUCGACGACUCCACCGACUUGCCAUUCAAUCGGGAUAUCCUGGUCCAGAACGUCGAGCGCAUCAUUAUGGCUUCUGGGCCGUGGCAGGAGUGGUUGCUCACGCUGAGGAGUAUCUACCGAUGGGAAGAUCCGAAAGUUACUGGAAGGUGGUUUGCAGUUUGGGCGUUUGUUUGGUAUCUGAAUUGCACAAUAUCCUUCACGCUGUGCUACGUCGUUUUCAUAGUUCUCCAAAACCGCUUCUGCGCUCAACCCAUCGAAAAACUGCGAGCAUCGCACGAAAGAGCCCUGGAUCGCGGCAAAAGCGCGCUCAAGUUCGGCGACCUCAUCAACCGCCAUGGCAGUAGCGACUGGAUAGACCCGCUAAUCGACGGCGUGGGCCCCGUGGCACAGGUCCAGCUCGGCGACAUCGCGGAUCUCAUGGAGAUAUUGGUAAACUUCUACAAUUGGAAGUAUCCGCGGUUGACUGCUUAUACGAUUUUUUUCUUCUCCACUUGCAUCACGGUUGGUCUUCUGACACCAGCCGAUUUCUCGCUUAAGAUUGUGACAAUGAUAAUCAUAUGGUGGUUCUUCUUUGGCCGAUUUGUCGCGAGUUAUCAUCCACAGUACAGACAUCUCGUUUCUCCUAUCAAAUACGUCUACUGGGACAUCCCAACACACGCGGAAUGGGCCUUCACUUACCUCCGCAAAACUGCCCAAGAAGUCCGCCAAAAGAUGAUCGAGCGAAAAGUUCAGCACCAAUACGACAUCGAAACCCGCGAACACCCCACUUACCAAGGCAACGUAGCUUCCGCGCCAAGCCAAGGCGGUGAUGGAGAUAGCGAUGGCGACGACUGGCACUCCGCCAAAUCCUCCGGCGGCAUCCUCGACGAAACCGACUUCAUCUGCUUCCGCUGUAGCCACCACGGCGUCCCCGGCCAGCUAGCGAUCUACUCUGACGGGAUCCGCUUCAUCCGCAAGUUUCCAAAUAAGGAGAUGUGGCGGCGGUCGUUUAGUGAGAUUGCUGAGAUGAAUAAGCUCACGGGGUCGAGAACGGUGAAGUUGAAGAAGGAGAGGCUGUUGGAAUUCACUUUCAUGGGUGGAGUGGUCGAAAAACUGGAGGAUAUGAAACGGAUGGAUGAGGCCUUCAACGCUAUCAUCGGGUUCUCGGGGCUGCAUUGGCAGCAGCUACAACCUAGGCAUGAGGCUAAUGUUGAGACCUGAGAUGCGACGAGGACUUAGAAUGGAAUGGGUUUACUUUUGUGAUUACUACCCUGUUCCCCUUAGAAGUUUGAACCCACUCCAUAUCUAACUCAGAACUGAACUGUUGUUUCGUGUCGAAAGACUCUCUAAACUAGCUAGCACAUAGGUUGUAACAAAGUAGGGAGACUUCAAGUUACGGGUGGCGUAAUAGAGGCAUGCUGAUUCAGCAGGACGGUGGGUUCUUUAGGUCCCUAGAGCGCCUAGAAAUGAACCUCGAAUUGAGCCUUGAAUUGAGAAUGUUUAGCGGAACGGGUUAGGAGACAGCGGUGUGAUUUAGACGUAAAAUCGAAAGAGUCGCAAAUACGUAGUCACAUGAUG
This is a messenger RNA of Mytilinidion resinicola, 1893 nucleotides long. RefSeq lists its product as uncharacterized. Lineage: Eukaryota; Fungi; Ascomycota; Dothideomycetes; Mytilinidiales; Mytilinidiaceae. Gene Ontology annotation, biological process: apoptotic process; negative regulation of toll-like receptor 9 signaling pathway. The coding region runs from base 55 to 1536 and encodes 493 amino acids. The transcript has 4 exons. The record is from RefSeq and is a predicted model, not a curated record.